Messenger RNA from Manduca sexta (tobacco hornworm), 9967 nucleotides. Its product is annotated as trichohyalin. Gene Ontology annotation, cellular component: Golgi apparatus. NCBI's taxonomy places the organism in Eukaryota, Metazoa, Arthropoda, Insecta, Lepidoptera, Sphingidae. Bases 444 to 9920 code for a protein of 3158 amino acids. Gene Ontology annotation, biological process: Golgi organization; endoplasmic reticulum to Golgi vesicle-mediated transport. The record is from RefSeq and is a predicted model, not a curated record. Gene Ontology annotation, molecular function: small GTPase binding. The transcript has 15 exons.
CUGACCCAACGCCUGGACCUCCAACGCGUCCUCAAUCUCGCCCUGACUCGUUUGGACCUAGCCCUUUCAUCCCCACUCCUUUAGAAUUUGACAGAUCCGAGUCUCCGUUUAGUCAGAAGUUUCGUCCCUUCUCCACUGAACCUUUAGAUGUUCCACCUUUGGAAAGUCCUAUAUUAUUGAAUCCUGAGUAUAAGGAUCCGUUUCCUAAAUCUGAGGAAGAGGAAGAUAUUCCGGUUGAGACGAAAUUUAAGCUUCCAGUUUCAGAGCAAUACGAUCCGGAAGGUAAGAAACAAAAGGUUGAAAAGAAAGAUGAUGAUAUUAUAGAAAGGAAAGUUAUUAAGGAGGUAAGUGAUGAUGUGUUGAAUCUUAUUCUUGAAAACGAGAAGAAGGAAAGAGAAAGGCGUUUGAGGGAGGAAAAAGCGAGGAAGAAGGCCAAAAAAGCAAUGAAAGAAACUAAAACGGAGGAAAAGCGUCAAUUAAGUAUUUUAGAAAUCGCAAAGGAAGAGAAAGCUAAGCAAGAAGCGAAGAAGUUUAUGAAAGAAGUUCUAGAAGAGAUUGAAAUAAAGAAAAUGGAGGAGGCAGCCCUUAAUGUCGUCAAAGAAAGUAUACAAAAAGCCGUGUCCGUCACUGAACAGAUUACAAAAGAAGUUAUUGAAGAGAAAAAAACUAAAACAACAAUUGAAAGACUGGACGAAACCCUUCCUAGAGAUACUUUAGAAAAGCAACAAAAGGAGGUCAGGGAAUUUGUCGAUAAAAAAGAAAGCUCAACUAAAGACACGUAUGAAAAGAAAGAAAAAAUAAAUGGUAAAGAUGUAAUUACUGAAAGAGAAACUCUUUCUAAAGAAACUUACGAACGAAAAGAAACACAAGAUGAUAAUACAUUGUUCGAUGAAAAGGAAACAUUUUCCAAAACUUGUGAAAGAAAAGAAACUACCGCUAUUAAAGAAACAGUCGAUGAAACUCCUUCACCAAAAGAACACUUUGAGAGAACAGAAGUGAAAGAUAUCAAAGAAUCAAUCGAUAAAAAGGAAAUUUUCUCUAAAGGAACUUAUGAAAGAAAAGAAUCAACUGAGGUAAAACAAAGCUUUGAUGAAGUAAAUCUCUCACCAGAAGAACAGUUCGAUAGAACAGAAGUAUCGAUUGAUGAAAAAGAAACUGCUACAAAAGAGACAAUUGAAAUAAAAGAAACAAAGGAUACAGAGUACGCUAAAGAAUUGGUUGAUUUAAUCGAUAAAACGACUGAUGAAGUAAUAAAAGAAAAAACACCUAUUGUUACCUUUGCAGAGGAAGAAGCACACGAAACCUAUGAAAAAAAGGUAAGGGAAGAAAAGUAUGUGUAUCCUAAUAUUUUAGAGGAUAUAGAGGAAGAGAAAGAGGAGACAAUAUCAAAUGAACUUAGCGAGGAAGACAUUUCUUCAAACGCUCCAGUGGAAGAAGUACAAAAACAAGAAAGAGAUUUUCAGGAAGAUACAAAGCAAGAGGAAAUAUAUAAAAGCGUUAAUACUGAAGAAUAUACUAAAAUACACAAAACAGAUAUUAACGAAGAACAGGAAGUACAAAAAGAUGUUGAACCUUCUAUUAAAGAAGAACGGAAGGAAAUCAUUAAAGAGGUGGCAUCUGAGAAGGAAUUAAAAACUGAAAUUAAAGAAGAAUUUCAAGAAACUCAUGAAAAACAAGAUUUAAAAGAAUUUGAAAGCGAAAAAGAUACUUCCUUUUCGAAAAAAAUCAAAGAAGAAAUAAAAAGUGAAGAAGUAAAACAAGAACGUAGGAUCGAAGGUUAUGAAAAACAAAGUAAAGAAAAUAAAAAAUCUAACUCAGUACAAGAAACUCCAGGAGGAAAGUCAAAUCAAAAGCGAAAUAGCAUUGUCCAACCCGAACUGUCUCUUCAGGAGACUGAAGAAUUUGAAAUCGUUGAAAUUACACUUGAAGAUCAACAGAAAGCACCUGAAACCGCUGUUCACGUCAAAAAGGAAAAGCAAUCAGAAAGUUAUGAAGAAAAAGAAAAAGUAUCUGAAGUAUCUAGAAAAAUUGAGACCAAACACGAGAUUGAAGAGCCGCCUCAGCCGUCGAUAACUAAAUCUUUCGAUAAAAAACAGUACGAAUCAGUCAAUAUCCGAAAAGAAUCUGUUGAAUAUAAAAAUCCAGAAGUAGUUCAGCCCAAAGUCCAGGAAUCAAAAGAGACAAAACAGACUACAUUUAAAUCGGAAGCUGAACGGAGAAUGUACACUCUAGGAUUGCAAACAAUCCCUAACAUAAAGGGUGUGGUAGACUCACACCAUUUCAACUUACUUCUAAAAACCUUCUUUAUUCAUCUGACUGAUGUUAUGGUAGCUUUGUCUAGAUUUAUUUUAACUCAGCCUGUCUUCUCAAAAAUUGAAGAUAAGGAGACAAUUGAUAGAUCUAUUAUAGAGAAAACUUUAAAGGAAACUUUAAGAGUGGAACAAGAGAAACGUGAUGGAGAAGUAAUUGAAGAUAGAAUCAAAAAGGAAGUCGAUCGGAGAGUAGAGCAGAAGCUACAAGAAGAAGCAUACGAAAGAGAGGAAAUGAAAAGAGCCGAAAUGCGAGUCGCUGAAGAAAGGCAGAAGAAGGAAUUGGAACAAAAGAGACAACAGGAGAUGCAGCGUAUGAAGGAAGUUGUGAAAGAAGAAGUUUUAGAAGAAAAGAUAAUGCAAAAGGAAACUCGUCAAGAAACACGGUCGUUUAGAUCAACUGAAACUAAACCUGGCAGACAAACAUACAGAGCCGUCGUUGAAGCUCAUGUGUACACCAACCCUGAUGUCGUAUUCGAGGAUCAUUCUGGUGAAAUGACUGAUGCCGAAAUCGAAGAAUAUGAAAGAAUAGAGAUGCAUAGGAGGGAAGAAGAGAGAAUGCAAAUAAUAAGAAAGGAAGAGGAAAAGAAAUUAGAAAUUCAGAGACAAGAACAAGAGAGAAUGGAAAAACAGAGGCAAGAACAAGAAAGGAUGGAAAUGCAGAGACGGGAACAAGAAAGAAUAGAAAUACAGAGACAUGAAGAAGAAAAGAGAUUAGAAAUGCAAAGACAAGAACAGGAGAGAAUUGAAAGGCAAAAAAGGGAACAAGAGAUGCGGGAAAUGCAGCGACGGGAACAGGAGAGAAUUGAAAAGCAGAGGCAGGAACAAGAGAGAAUAGAAAUGCAGAAAUGGGAAGAACAGAGACAGAAACAGGAAAGAAUGGAAAUGCAGAGACGCGAACAAGAAAGAAUGGAAAUACAGAGGCGUGAAGAAGAAAGAAGGUUAGAAAUGCAGAGACAAGAACAGGAGAGAAUUGAAAUGCAGCGACGGGAACAGGAAAGAAUUGAAAUGCAGCGACGGGAACAACAAAGAGUUGAAAUGCAGAGAAGGGAACAAGAGAGGAUGGAAAUGCAGAGACGAGAACAAGAAAGGAGAUUAGAAAUGCAGAGGCAAGAACAACAGAGGUUAGAAAUGAUGAGAAUAGAAAGAGAACGCAUGGAAAUGAAGAGAAAGGAAGAAGAAUUGCUAGAAAUGAGGAGGAGGAAAGAGAUGGCGACGAGCUUCGAGCAACAGCAAUAUUCCCACAGAAACCUCUUACACGACGCAGUGCAAAAAGUUGAAGAGUUUAUUGAAAACAAACGUUUAUUAGAAGAAGUUAUUAUGCUAAAGGAAAGUAGUCGUUAUGAAGAAGAAUAUAAGAAAAGGUUUAUACCUCCGCCACCGCCAGUAUACAAGGCAACAGUUGCUCCACAACGAUCAGUCACUUUCAAACAGAAGGAAAUGGUUACCAAAAAAACUGAAAUGGUUGAUAAAUCUACACAAAAAAUGUUUGAUUAUAAAAAAUAUAUUCAGCCUGUUGUGCAGCCAAAGAUUGUUAAACCAAUACCACUCGUAUCAACAGUUGCUAAAGAACAAGUAUCUGAUUUUAAGAUAAGUAAGAAAGAAGCUGUGGAAGUAAUUAAAUCGCUAGUAGAUCAAAAAGCUGCCUUAGAAGUAUUACAAGUUGAGACAACAAGGGAUGUAAGACCAUUGCCAGUUGUAAAGCAACAAACGUUUGACGCUCGAAAGUCAAUAAUGGAACAACGUGCUGUACAGGUUACUCAAGUACAGCCAACAACAGAAGUGCCUAAACUUGAUAUCAAAAAUCAAAAGACAUUUGAUGCAUCUCGCUCCAUCGUAGAACAAAAAGCUAUUAAAGUAUCAACUGUGGAAUCGACUAGACAUCAACUCACAGAUUUAAGAACAACUAAGGAGAAAGCUAAAGAGGUUGUGAGGUCUCUUGUAGACCAGAAAGCUGCUUUAGAAGUCUUACAAGUGGAUGCAAUUAGGGAUGAAAUGAAGGAACUACAUGUCAAAAAGCAACAAAUGUAUGAUGCACGAACAUCAAUUACUGAGCACCGUGCUGCUGUGAAAGUGACUCAAGUACAGCCAAAAAAAGUCGAAUUCGCCGAUUUGAAAAUUACUAAGGAAAAGGCUAAGGAAGUAGUCGAAUCACUUGUUACGCAAAAGUCAGCUUUAGAAGUACUACAAGUGGAAUCAACGCGUGAUGAAAUGUCGAAAUUAGAAGUUAAAAAGCAAAAGACAGUCGAUGCGAUUCCUAAGAUUAUUGAACAAAAAGCCAUUCAAGUGUCAGCUGUAGAAACUAGGAAAGACGAAAUGAAGGAGCUCAAAAUAACGAGAGAAAAACCUGCUGAAGUGUCAAAGAAGAUAAUCGAACAAAGAGGAGCAUUGCAAGUAGCUGAAGUAAAAUCGACUAAACAUGAAAUUAAGGAGUUCCGUACUCCAGCUCCUAAACCCGCUGAAGUGUCACAAACUUUGGUCAAACAGUCAGCAAUUCAAGUUUCCGAGGUAAAGUCAACUAAAGACGAGGUUUCUGAAUUGCAAAUAACAAAGCAAAAAGCAGCUGAUGCUUCUAAAAAAAUAAUUGAACAGACAGCUGCAGUUCAGGUAUCUGAAAUUAAAGCAGCGAAAGAUGAAGUUUCAGAACUGAAAAUAACAACAGAGAAAGCCGUUGAUGCUUCAAAGAAGAUAAUUGAACAAAGAGGUGCACUGCAAGUAGCUGAGGUGAAAUCAACUAAACAUGAAAUUAAAGAAUUACACACAACCACCCCAAAACCUGUUGCUGUGUCACAAUCUUUGGUGGAACAAGCAGCACUUCAAAUAUCUGAAGUAAAGGCUAGUAGAGAUGAAGUUUCAGAACUGGAAAUUGUUAGAGAAAAAACCGUUGAUGCUUCCAAAAAGAUAAUUGAACAAAGAGCUGCGCUGCAAGUAGCUGAGGUGAAAUCAACUAAACAUGAAAUUAAAGAAUUGCAUACAACCACACCUAAACCCGUCGCAGUUUCACAAUCUUUAGUGGAACAAGCAGCACUUCAAGUAUCUGAAGUAAAAGCUAGUAGAGAUGAAGUUCAAGAACUGGAAAUUGUUAAAGAAAAGUCUGUUGAUGCUUCCAAGAAGAUAAUCGAACAAAGAGCUGCACUGCAAGUAGCUGAGGUUAAAUCAACUAAACAUGAAAUAAAAGAACUAGAAAUACCCACUCCCAAACCCGUCGCAGUUUCACAAUCGUUAGUGGAACAAGCCGCAAUUGAAGUUUCCGAAAUAAAAUCAACUAAAGAUGAAAUUGCUGAACUUGAAAUAAUUAAGGAAAAACCUGUUGACGUAUCACAAACUUUGAUUGAGCAAACAGCGGCACUUCAAGUUGCUGAAGUAGAGGCUUCGAAGGAAGAAAUAGGGGAACUGAGUAUUACAAAAGAAAAAGCUGUAGAUGCAUCCAAAAUGAUCAUUGAACAGACAGCCGCACUUCAAGUAGCAGAAGUGGAGGCAUCUAAAGGGGAGAUUGAAGAACUUCAGAUCACUAAAGAAAAGACUGUGGAUGUCAAACAAUCUCUUAUCGAACAAACCGCUGCACUCGUAGUUGCUAAAGUAGAAACAACGCAAGAUGAAAUCGCUGAAUUGGAAAUAAAGCAAGAGAAAGCUGUGGAUAUUUCGCAAUCGAUUAUUGAACAACAACCUGCAUUAGAGGUAACAAAGGUAGAAACAGAAGUAGAUGAACUUUCUCAACUCGAAGUUGCAGACAUAAAAGGCGUAGACGUGAAAGCAUCUCUGGCCGAAGCAAGGGGUUCUGCAGUCGUCAUAGAAGAAGUACAGGCAAUCAAAGACGACAUAUCAGAAUUGAAGGUCCUUGAACAGAAGGAGGAAAAGGCUAACACAUCAGACGUCAUGGUAAAGAUGGACAAAGCUAAAGUGGGCAAACGAGUGCCGACUAUCCUAGAUGAAUUUGCUGAGUUGAAAGUUGUUAAAUAUGACGUCACAGAAGCCGACGAUAUAGUUACAGAAGAACGCGACACUGGUGUACAAAUAACAGAAAUCACUGUCGAAUCAGAUAAAGAAUACAAAGAACUAUCUAUGAGCGAGCAAAAAAUGCAAGUGGCUAAGUCUUUAGAAAUAGAACAAACAGCUUCUAUGAAUGAGCAGAGGAUACAAAAGGCCAAAUUUUUAGAGGUAGAAGCAUCUAGAACUUCGGCUGUCAUGGAACAAGAGAUGGAAAUGACCAAAACGGUAGUAGAGGAAAAACGUGCUAUAAGUGGUUUUAAGGCGGAUGCUAUUGCAGAUGAACGUGCUGUGAGUGGAUUUAAAGCAGAAACUUCUACAGACGAAUCAGCAAGUCUUAAAAUGAUCAAGCAUCAAGUAUUAGAAGUCGAUCAGGCUGAACAAAUGUCAAUGGAAAGCGAAUCAAAGUACUCAUCCCAAGAAAUGUCCCGAAGCAGCGAAAUGCAUCAACAGGGCAUGAUCCAGGAGGCAUCUUUCUCAGGAAAGCUGUCUCAGACACAAGUGAUGGUAUCAGAAACUUCAAGCGAAAAGAGCGAACCUUCAACCCCAUCUACGCAACCACCAACGCCAUUAGUAGAUGAAUAUGUCUUCAGACUGGAAAUACCGCUGCCAAAGAGCCGUGGUACUACUCCAGUUCCACCAGAACCGAAAGUUGUUAAACAGGACAUCACUCUCCCAAAAGUUGUGAAGAAAGAAGAUCCUCAUAUAGUUAAGAAAGGUCUGAUCCCUCAUAUUGAGGCAGUAAUAGAACCUCGUAUAAUUUAUGAUCCUCCCCUACCCACCCCCCCUACCUCGCCAGGAAGCCAGCCUUCUUCCCCAAAGUACGUUAAGCCUGGAUUAAGAGGGGGUGCAGAACGUCCCCGAAAAAGAAGGGAGGAGAUACGAGAAAUGAAAAGAAAAUCUUCCCUCUUAGCAUCAGCGAUAGACGAAACUAUCAAAAACAUAGAAGAGUACAAAGAGGAAAUGGGCAUUGAACCGAAAAAACAUGUAACAGAAGAAACUCAUAUAAAAAAGACGACUGUGGAACAAAAAACGACCAUAAUAGAAAAUGGAGAUGUAAGAGAAGUUAAAGUCGAAUCAAAAGAAAUCAUAGAGAAUGGAGAAGAAGUUAAAAUUAACGGAGAAAGGGUAAAACAAAAUGGAGAAGUAGCGGAAGAGGACGAGUCAGUUGAUAAAGUUGAUACGACAGAGGAACUUAAUAUGUUGAAUGGAGACGCGGCGAAGGAGAGUGAAACAGUCGUUAAAAAUGGUGUUAAUGAAGAGAAUAUGGGUAUAGUUCAGGAACAAAAUGAAGAUGUUGAAGAAGAAAAACCUAAAGAUUCAGGGUCUGUAGAAAUAACUGAACUCAAAGAAGAGGAAAUUAAAGAAGUUAUAGAAUCUAAGGAAGUAAUUUCCGACACCAAACCGGAAGACAUCGUCACUAUCAAAAUGACUGAAACUAAAGAAAUCAAAACUGAAAUAAAAGAAUCUGUUGAAAUUGAAACUACAGUAGAGAAAGGCGAAAAAGAUGAAGGGGAUAGAGAAUUAGAAGCGAUUGCUAAAGAAGUGGAAAAACUUGCAGAAAAGGUAGAAGAAGAAUCGGUUAAAGUUGAAACAGAAAAAGCUGAAAAGGAAACACCAGCAGAAAAAGAAGUAAAGACAGAAACGACAGAGAAGAAAGAAAGCGAAAAAAGAUCUGAAUCUGUAGAAAUAACUAAAACUGAAUUCGCCAAGAAAAUAGGGAAGGAAGAGGAUGUUGAUUAUCUGAAACUGAUUAAGCCAGUGAAGUUCGACCCUGAAGCUGUAAGGUCCCAAAGGAGUACACCGGUGCCGCCAGUACUGGAACCAGAAUCAACCGACGGAAGGGACUCUAAAAUGUAUGUAACGGACACUGGCGAGCCUUUGGGCACCAUCCAAGGCAUAGUAGACGGACUGGAAGACGCAGUAGUGGAUGAAGAAGUUGCAAAAGCGUUAGGAAAGCCCGGCCUGCCGCACGAGACGGUUGCAGAAAUAGCAUCAGGAGAGUCCGAUAUGUUGAGAGAAGCUCACGUCAUGGGCCUCUCCAGAGUCCUGUCUUCCCACAUGCAUCGCCCAGAAGAUGUUCCCGAAGUGCAGCCUUUGAAACCACUCGUAAAGUCUUUAGAAAACUCCGAAGUACUUCGGGCCUUAAACGAAGAGUUAGCGAUGGAAGAAAUGAAGAAGAAGAAAGAAGAGAAGAGGUGGACUACGUUCUUGCAAAAGCCGAAGCGGCCGGUGCCGCGCGCGAGGUUCGGGUACUAUGGAUAUAUUGAGGGAGAAGAGGAGGAAAUAAAGGAACCGUACAAAGUGAAAAUUGUCAAACAGCCAAAACCAAAAGUAGCUCCGGAUUACAAACCAGAGGAUUUCGACACCGGCCCUCUCCCGUGGGAACAAAGAGCUGAGAUCGAAGCGUCUCUACCGCCUAUAGAACCAGAAGAGCCCAUCCUGAUCCCCGAAGAAGGUCCAGAGUUCUUGGAAGCUGUUGACCCGUUGCCUGAAAGUGAGGUCCCGGAUUUGGAAGAUACUGGUCUACCUUUGCCACCCGACGAACCGCUACCACCACCAGUAAUCCAGCUACAAGAGGUUGAACUACCACAACCACCAGAGAUACCACAAGUACCAGAGGAAGUACCAACGGUAGAAGAGACAAUGAAUAUGGAUGAAAAUAAGCUUGCUGAGCAACUCACGAGGAGCGUGCAGAGUAUGGUUGACCCCAACGCGCCCUUAGAGCAGCAGCUAGCUCAAAUGCGCGCUCAGCUGGCGGCGCUCGCGCAGCUCCCGGGGGUCAUACAGCAGACCCUCGACCUGGUCACCAGACAACUCCUCAACUUUAGCCAUCAGGGUAUGCAGCAAAUGCAGCAGAACAUGGAGCAGAUGCAGGAAAACAUCCAGAAGAUGGAAAUGGAACAGCGAAUGGAGACGCAGAGCUAUGAGAGAUAUGAAGAAUCUCAAGUGAAAGAGCAAAUUGUCGAAAAUAUGCAACAAGAGCAGAACAUAGAAACUCAGCAAAUACAACAGAAUGGGGAACAGCAAGAGCAAAAUCAAAUGAAUCAACAGAUGCCACCUCCGGAGAUUUUGACUCCCGAAGAGUACGAAGCUAGGAGGAGGGAAGAGGAAGCGAGAUUGGAAGAGGAGAGGAAAUCUGAGAAGCAGAGGAAGGAGUUAAUGCAGCAAUACGAGAACGAAACAAGGUCCCAGAUGUCGACACCACGUCCGAACAAACCACAGCCGAAAUUCGGUCCACUGGACCCCGAAGAGCGCCGUCGGGUUCUGCCUGCUGGCCGAAGAUGGAGGACGUACGACGAACAGGCUAUUGCGGAGACCAUUCAGGCCCAAUCCGAAUUGAUCCAGGGGAAAGUUUUGGGGUCUCCAUCCGCUCAGGACAUCAGCACAUAUGGAAGGAUCAACUUCAUGAAAUACGAAAAACCGGAGCCGUCCUUAGACCACGUACUUCAGAACUCGGCGGUGUAUAAAGUUGUGCAUGAAAUGGACGAUACGCCGCUAAAGCGCGUGGAGCUACUGACACCGGUCAUUGCGGAGUCGGAUUAUAGAAAGCGAUGUAGGUCCCGCACCCCUACAAGCAGGUUAGAAGAACGUUCAGCCUUUCCUCAACAGCUGCACCCUUAGAUUCUGUAUUGUGUCGUUUUCUUGUUCAAUAAAGUUAUGUUGCUAUU